AAUUUGAACUGAAUGCUUUCCACGCUCUGCACUCGGCCUCUCUCGGUCUCAAGAUUUUUGAUAAGAUUUCCAGCAAACAUUUAGAUUUGGAAUCGAUAUCUCCAUACUUGCCAGAGAGUGUUUGGCGCUGGCUUCGUGCUCGUAUCAAGGCGCACUCGACUCACUCUAUCAAUCUGGGGCUGCAGAGCGAACAGCAGCAGUGGCCGGCCCCCCGACAACAGUCAGUUUCGAGAGACCCGGGCAACGGCAAGGUUCGGCCUUGUGCAGAGUUUUUGCAGAGAGCAUGGAAUCGCCAGCCAAAGGAACUGAUAAUGGAAACUACUCGGGCACCGUGCUCUUCAAUGUGCUGUCCAAGGAGAGGGCACUCAGAUGGAGACUCGCCUGGUACUAUGCCGUGGCCUUCCUGCUCCUCUGGGUGGCACUCUUCUAUGCGGUUGUGCUGCCGCUCUUUCAUCGCCUACCCGAUCGAGUAACCAUUGCACAGGAGUCGGACAUGCCCGGCGAAUUUGUGGCAGAGAGGGCGCAGAAUAUGCUCUACCAGUUCGAUCGCAUUGGACCCAAAGUGGUUGGCAGUGUGGCGAAUGAGGUGACUGCGGUUGCCUUUCUCGUUGAUGCAGUGCAAAAUAUUCGCAGAGACAUGCGCCACGAUCUCUACGAGCUGGAAGUGGAUGUGCAAGAGCCAGCAGGGGCCUUUACAAUUGGCACCAUGACCAGCAUGUAUCAGGGCAUUCACAAUGUGGUUGUCAAGCUCAGCUCGAAGAGCUCCCAGAGUGACUCCUACCUCCUGCUCAACAGUCACUUUGACUCGAAGCCCAGCAGUCCGGGUGCCGGCGAUGAUGGCACAAUGGUGGUGGUCAUGCUGGAGGUGCUGCGUCAAAUGGCCAUCUCGGAGACGCCCUUCGAGCAUCCGAUUGUCUUUCUGUUCAACGGCGCCGAGGAGAACCCGCUGCAGGGCUCGCACGGCUUCAUCACCCAACACAAGUGGGCAGCCAACUGCAAGGCCGUCAUCAACCUGGAAGUGGCUGGCAGUGGGGGACGGGAGCUGCUGUUUCAGAGCGGUCCCAACCAUCCCUGGUUAAUGCAGUACUAUAAAACGCACGCCAAGCAUCCGUUUGCCACCACCAUGGCCGAGGAGAUCUUUCAGUUUGGAAUGCUGCCCUCCGACACAGAUUUUCGCAUCUUUCGCGACUUUGGGCAGGUGCCUGGUCUGGAUAUGGCACAAAUAAACAACGGCUAUGUCUACCACACUGCCUUUGACGACUUUGCGGCGGUGCCAGGUCGUUCCGUGCAGAGCACAGGUGACAAUGUCCUGUCGCUGGUGCGUGCCUUUGCCAAUGCAAGCGAAAUGCACAACACGGAAGAACACAGCAAGGGACAUUCGGUAUUCUUUGACUUUUUGGGUCUCUUUUUUGUGUGCUACACGGAGACGACGGGCAUCAUUCUGAACUGCGUCGUUGCCGUGUUCAGUCUGGUGCUGGUGGGAGUCUCCUUGUGGAGAAUGGCUCGCGUCUCUGAGGUGACAGCUGGCCAGAUGUCCAUUUGGUUCGCCAUCAUUCUGGGUCUCCAUGUGGUGGGAUUCCUGCUCUGCCUGGGCUUGCCCCUCCUCAUGGCUGUGAUGUUCGAUGCUGGCGAUCGAUCGUUGACCUACUUCAGCAACAACUGGCUGGUGAUUGGCCUCUACAUCUGUCCGGCAGUCAUUGGUCUGGUGCUGCCACUGACCCUCUACUACACGCUCAAGCCAAAUGAACAAUUAAGUCACUCCUACCAUCUGCUGCUCAGUUUGCACGCUCACUGCGUUAUCCUGGCCAUCCUGUCCAUCGUGCUGACUGCCAUAGGCCUGCGUAUACCAUACUUGUGCAUGAUCUCGUUGGUUUUCUAUGCAGCUGCCUUGCUGAUUAAUCUGUUGAGUUGCUUGCAUGAUGGCGGCUACUACUGGGUGUUGACUGUGCAAACUCUGCAGCUAAUGCCGUUUGUGUACUUCUGCUACCUUUUCUACACAUUCCUCGUGGUCUUCUUUCCAAUGAUGGGCAGAAACCGAGACGCCAUCAAUCCCGACGUGCUCAUAGCCGUCAUCUGUGCUCUGGGAACAUUCUUUGCUUUGGGUUUUGUGUCUCCGCUGAUAAACAUGUUCCGCUGGUCCACUCUCGUGCUGCUCGGCCUGGGCGUUGUCACGUUCAUAUUCAGCAUGAUCGCUGUGUCGGAGGUGGGAUUUCCCUACCGCCCCAAGACAAGUGUGAUGCGUGUCAAUUUCCUGCACACUCGUCGCAUUUUCUAUGAAUACGAUGGCGCCGUGAGUGUGAAUGACUCUGGGUAUUACUUCGACUAUCAGGACAGGCGGGCGCUGCGUCCGCUCCACGAUUCAUCCGUUAAUUUGUCCGGACUAACAGCAGCAGAGUCCCACUGCGAUGAGUACGUGGUGUGCGGCAUGCCCUGCUUCUGGAGCAGCUGGUGCAGAGCUCUCUCCAGCGCUGCCUGGCUGCCGCGCGAAGCGGAAGUUGUGCCACCCGGCAGCCUGGAGCUGGAGCUCUCGGAUAAGUCCGUUGUGGGAGGGCGGGGAAGAACCCUGAGAUACACAUUCGCGCUGGCCGGACCGCCGCACAUGAGUCUGUUCAUACGACCGCUGGCAGGGGUCGUUAUCGAUGACUGGUCCUUCAUCAGAAACAUGCUGGACGAGCCGGAGAAGUACUCGGCGCCAUAUCAAAUCUACUUCUCGCACGGCACGGCGGGUGCGCCCAUAACAUUUCACAUUGACUUUGCGACAUCCGUCGCUGAUGCACCGAUCUUCGAGCUGGGCGUGGUGGGUCACUUUGUGAGCUCCGAUUACCCGCGGGACGCAGACAGCCGCAAGUUCGUGGCGCAGUUCCCAGAUUUUGUGCAUGUUAUGGAGUGGCCGGCGUUAUUUAAGCGAUAUAUAUACUGA
This is a messenger RNA of Drosophila subobscura, 2920 nucleotides long. Its product is annotated as endoplasmic reticulum metallopeptidase 1-like. The coding region runs from base 284 to 2920 and encodes 878 amino acids. Gene Ontology annotation, biological process: proteolysis. The record is from RefSeq and is a predicted model, not a curated record. NCBI's taxonomy places the organism in Eukaryota, Metazoa, Arthropoda, Insecta, Diptera, Drosophilidae. Gene Ontology annotation, molecular function: metalloexopeptidase activity. The transcript has 12 exons.